Molecule: messenger RNA, 2641 nt
Organism: Procambarus clarkii (red swamp crayfish)
Lineage: Eukaryota; Metazoa; Arthropoda; Malacostraca; Decapoda; Cambaridae
Product: isoamyl acetate-hydrolyzing esterase 1 homolog
Source: RefSeq, a predicted model, not a curated record
CGUUUCCACCCCGUCUUAAAGGUAGACUAGGAGCUCCUCAGGCACCACCAGCGACCUGUCUAUAUACUCCAAUAACACCAAAUGGCGGUCCAUAAAGCUGUAAGGUGGCCCAAGAUAUUCCUCUUUGGAGACUCUAUUACACAAUUUUGUUUCAGUGCCGAAGGAUACUGGGGAGGUCUAAUAGCAGAUCAUUUUCAAAGGCGAGCAGAUGUAGUUGCUCGAGGGUUCUCGGGCUACAAUACUCGUCAGUGCCGAGCACUUUUGCCAUAUGUAGCAAGUGACCUCAAAGAAGUUGCGGGAGCUACAAUAUUCCUUGGAGCUAAUGAUGCCAGUGAGCCAGUAAAUACACAGCAAUAUGUACCUCUACACGAGUAUGUACAGAAUAUGAAGGAUAUUGUCGCACAUUUUCAGAAAGAUGGAGUUGAUCCCAUUGUAAUAACCCCACCAGCUCUGGAUGGUGAUGCCUGGCUGAGAAACUGUAAAGAAAGUGGCCGAGUCUACACGAAGGACGAGGAGCUUACUGCCAAGUAUGCACAGGCUUGCUCUAAUGCUGCUGCUGAUAUGAAGGUUCCUUGUAUUGAUCUUCAUACAGCCAUGAUCAAUCAGGAGGAUUGGCAGAGCCUUUUGUGUGAUGGUCUUCACCUCUCCCGUAGAGGGUCGGAAUUACUGGCCUCUUUGCUAGUUCCGGCUCUGGAGAAACAGCUUGUAAAACAUCUUCCCUCAGAACCUCUCUUGCCUCUAUGGGAUGAGAUUGAUGGUGAAAACCCAUCAAACUCAUUUCUUGAAUGGUACAAUAAAAACAAAUUAGCUUGAAAAUUUGUCCACAUUUGAUUAAAUACAGUUGAACCUUGAAUUUAUGUAGGCAAAAUCUAUGUGGUAAAUUUAAUGAGACAAUAACAUACAGUAAUUUAUUGUUACUACUUGAGCAUAUGUUGUUUGUACUGUGCUGAGACUUGCCAGUACUGUGCUAAUUAUGUAAUCUAUUCUUCCUUGGUGUCAAUAUACAUUGUUGUAGUUUAAUCAUGUGGACCAAUAACAGAUGGAAGGCUGAAAAUUAAAAAGAUACUUUUCAUUCAGUGGAGGUGAGUUUGGCCUGUUAUUCUGAAAAUAGAUAUAAGAAUACAUCUCGAUAUCAAUUUGAUUGGGUUCCCAUGAAUUUUAGUUUAAAAUUAAAAAAAAAAAGCAGAGCUAUUGGUUAUUGGAAAAUCUAUAGGCCUCAAAAAAAAUUGAAUGGGUUGAUUUAAUUUUAAGAGUGCAAAGUUCUGCUCAAAGCAGAUAUUGGCCCAUAUCUCAAAAUAUUCAUUUACUCCAAUUAAUAAGAAAAAUAGUUUAGGGUGUGGGAAGACUAAUGGGUUUAUAUUGAAAAAUUCAUAUGGUUGGUUUUUAUUUUCAAAAUGGUGAAUUUUGUUCAGUAGAGAAUGAUCGACCAUUAAUCUGGCUUUGGGCAUGGAAAAAUACUGUAUUGAAAAGUUUCUUAUUUGUGUAUUGUAUUAAUAAACUUAAAAAUUUGUGAAUACAGUACAUGUAAAAAAAUAAAAAAUGUACGUACUGUACAGUAAUAACAUUUUUGGUUUGGUAGGCAUCCUAUUUUUCGAUAAUUUUAGCCAAGAUCUAUGUUGUAUGUCGUAGAACAUCUUCACAUACAAUUGAGGUAAUUUUCCAAGACCAUUGUGAUAUGUUAGGAUUCAUUGUUACAUACAAUUAGACAUUUGUAAUGUUUUAAUUACAUUAAAAAUUGCAUAUUUUAAUUGUUAUAAUGCAGGACGAGCGUGUGUCUUACUUUCCGACCGCCCCUCGCGGUCACCUGUCCCUCAAUAGAAUUCUUGGUGACUCGGAUACUUUUGAUAUCGUUCGCCUUAUGCGGUUUUGUUCUCGUAUUGGCAUCCUUGGUGAUAUUUAGCGCCCUCUGAUUAUUUUGUGCAUUUGAUGGUGCUACAUAGCCUUCCCGGUUUGGUGCCUUCUUUUGAUAAUUACUUACUUAAUUGUUAUAAAAGAAUCUUGGCUCAUAGCCUAUCCAGUAAUUCCCAUGGGAACUCAUAGCUAUUGUUUUUGGGCUAAACUAGUGUUUAUGGGUGUAGUGUGUGUGUGUGUGUGUGCAAAUUGAGGACUCCUCAUUGUCCUGCCAUACUUGGUGGGCAGCUAUAUUUUCCUACCUUAAUGCAAAUUUAAAUUUAAAAUAAAUGCAUUGUAUUUCUAGGAAAGGCAAGUUAUUGUACUCUUGCAUAUGCAAGAUAUUGUAUUCCAUUUUCACUGAAGGAUGCUACAUAGCCUUCCCGGCUUAGUGCCUUCUUUGAUAAUUACUUUCACUGAAGGAUAUAUAAGAUUCAGUGUAAAAGAUCUAGGAUAUAUUUGUUACACUCAACCCACACAUGAAAUGAACGGAAAGUGAUGAUGUUUCGGUCUGUCCUGGACCAUCAUCGAGUUAGGUUUCAAUUCAAUAAAGGUCCAAGAUGGACCGGAAUAUUAUCGCACUCCUUUCAUUUUAUGCAGGUUGGGUUAUUUUUCAGCCACAGUGUUGUGACUGUACAAACAUUAGUUAACAAUGGAUGUAGAAGUUUUUUUAAUAUAUGUAAUGUGAUGUUAUAUGUGUACUGUGAUAUAAUAAACAAAAAUAAAGAAAACUGUUGAAGGCUUUGUGAAA